Molecule: messenger RNA, 1456 nt
Organism: Cyprinodon tularosa
Lineage: Eukaryota; Metazoa; Chordata; Actinopteri; Cyprinodontiformes; Cyprinodontidae
Gene: lyar
Product: Ly1 antibody reactive homolog (mouse)
Exons: 8
Coding region: 303-1331 (342 amino acids)
Biological process (GO): negative regulation of transcription by RNA polymerase II; rRNA processing
Cellular component (GO): nucleolus
Molecular function (GO): DNA binding
Source: RefSeq, a predicted model, not a curated record
GUAGUUCCGUGCGGAUGUUGUCACGUGUGUUUUGAAAAGUUUACGCAGACGACCUGGAACAUUCGUCCCCACGUGCGGAUAUUUCGCCAAGCUCAAAUCGGAUUUACUUUAUUUAUACUUUUUCAGAUACCCUUUGAUACUUGCGGCUCCUCUUCAUCACAGUUUAGCGACGUUAAAUUGACCUAGCAUAACGAUCAGCCUGUUCCCUUUUCAGCCCCAAGCUGGUUUUGUUCAUCCCGCAUGUUGACUGCCUGAGAGGAGAGCAGUAGUAAAGGACCCACACAGAUAAAACAGUAUUGACAAUGGUUUUCUUCACCUGCAACGCAUGUGGCGAAUCCCUGAAAAAGGCUCAGGUUGAUAAACAUGUCAUGAAAUGCCGUGGGUGCCAAGUUCUGUCCUGCAUCGACUGUGGAAAAGACUUCUGGGGGGAAGACUACAAAAACCACAAUAAAUGUAUCAGUGAGGACCAAAAGUAUGGUGGAAAAGGUUACGAAGCCAAAGCAAACAAGGGAGACGUGAAACAACAGCAGUGGUUACAGAGAAUCAAUGAAGCCAUGAGCAAACCCGGGGUCAGUGCUAAGCUGAGAGAUGUGCUUCAUCAAGUUAGUAGUUAUGACAACGUACCGAGAAAGAAAGCAAAAUUUCAGAACUGGAUGAUGAACAGUUUAAGAAUAGUAAACACUGGGCUGCAGGAGGAGGUGUGGAACAUAAUUAAUUCUGCAGAAAAUGCUCCUCCAGCCACACAGCCGUCCAAAGAAACCCUAGACUCUGUGGCAGAAGCUCGAAACACUAAUGGAACCGAGAAACAAGAAGAGCAGGGAAAUGCUGAAGAAAAGAAGAAAAAGCUGAACAAACGGGAGCGCAAAGAGGCCCGUCAGCAAAAAAACGGAAAAGCUACCAAACGGGAUGACAAAGGACCAGAAGAAGAAACAGUGACGUGUCAGACAGGAAAAAAGAAAAAAAAGGAUCGAAAGAGAAAACAUGAAGAAGAUGAGGAGCAGACUGAAAAUGGAGUUGAUGAUGAGAACACAGUCAAGAAAACAAAGUUUGGCGAAGCUGCAGAAAUUCACAUUCAAGAGGAGACUGAAAAUCAAGCUGUUCCUCAUGGCAAGUUCAACUGGAAGGGAAACAUCAAGGCGGUGCUGAGAGAGUCACCUGAGCAGGAACUGUCAGUGAAGAAACUCAGGAAGAAGGUCUUGGCAGCCUACUACUCUUUCAUUGGUGACAGUCAUUUUAAAACAGAAGAGGAAGUGUUGGCUCUUUUCAACAAGAAGAUUACCAAAAACCCCAAGUUUAGAGUUUUAAAAGACAGAGUAAAACUUGUUCAGUAGACUUCUCCUUAAUGGCAUCUUCAUGUUUUUUGUUUGUUUUAAACGAAUGUUGCUAUUGCUUUUCUCCCUUGUAGCUUUUAAUACAAAUGACCAAUCUCAUGGAUUAAAUGGCUAUACACAAGUGA